Molecule: messenger RNA, 1446 nt
Organism: Phalaenopsis equestris
Lineage: Eukaryota; Viridiplantae; Streptophyta; Magnoliopsida; Asparagales; Orchidaceae
Product: probable protein phosphatase 2C 11
Exons: 11
Coding region: 29-1303 (424 amino acids)
Biological process (GO): protein dephosphorylation
Molecular function (GO): protein serine/threonine phosphatase activity; cation binding
Source: RefSeq, a predicted model, not a curated record
UAACAAUAGUGAUGAAGUGCAGGUCGGAAUGGUGGACCAUUGUGGCAAAUUCGCCGACUUGUCCCGAUUCUUCCUAACCGCCCUCUCUCUCUCUUUCCACCCGCGUUGGUCGUUGGUCUGCCCGACUGACUUUGGGGAAGAAUUAAACUCUCUCUGUUCUCUUCUCUCUGAAUUCACGUCGGAUCGACUUUUAGCGGUGGAGCUCCAUCUUCCAGGCGUGUAUUUUCUUAAAGGAAUGGGCAUAUAUCUCAGCACUCCUAAAACUGAUAAAUUUUCUGAAGAUGGAGAGAAUGAGAGAAUUAGAUAUGGCUUGUCUUCUAUGCAAGGAUGGCGAGCAACAAUGGAAGAUGCACAUGCUGUCAUUCCUGAUCUGGAUUCCUCCACAUCAUUUUUUGGCGUCUAUGAUGGCCAUGGAGGAAAGACAGUUGCAAAGUUCUGUGCUAAAUAUCUACACACUCAAGUGCUUAAGAAUGACUCUGCUUCUCCUGGAGAUUUAGGGGCUUCUAUUCGGAAAGCAUUUUUAAGAAUGGAUGAGAUGAUGCGUGGACAGAGGGGAUGGAGAGAAUUAGCUGUAGUCGGGGAUAAGGUGCAUAAGUUUACCGGUAUGAUUGAAGGUUUAAUAUGGUCCCCCAAAGGCAGUCAUUCUAAUCCCCAUAAAGAUGACUGGGCUUUUGAAGAGGGUCCACACUCUGAUUUUCCUGGGCCAACAUCAGGAACCACGGCUUGUGUCGCUAUCAUUAGACAAAAGCAGCUUAUUGUUGCAAAUGCCGGCGAUUCUCGCUGUGUUAUUUCAAGGAAGGGUCAGGCAUAUAAUUUGUCAUGGGAUCACAAACCAGAGCUAGAGGCUGAGAGAGAGAGAAUUUUAAAAGCAGGAGGAUUUAUUCAUGCAGGGCGAGUCAAUGGAACUUUAAAUCUUGCAAGAGCAAUCGGUGACAUGGAGUUCAAGCAAAACAAGUUUUUACCUGUUGAAAAGCAAAUUGUUACAGCUAAUCCUGACGUUUGUGCUGUGGACCUUUGCGAGGAUGACGAAUUUAUUGUUUUAGCCUGCGAUGGGGUCUGGGACUGUAUGUCAAGUCAGCAGCUGGUGGAUUUCAUCCAUCAACAUAUAACCACUGAGAGUAGCCUCUCAGUCGUGUGCGAGAAAGUACUUGAUCGGUGUUUGGCUCCAUCAACAGUCGGAGUGGGCUGCGACAAUAUGACCAUGAUUCUUGUUCAAUUUAAGAAACCCAUUAAUUCAAAUGCCCGCGAGGCUGAACAAUCAUCUCAACUUAGGGCGCAGAUUGAGACAAAUUCAGAUGGUUAAUCAAUCCAGACUCUGUUGGGCAGGUUUGUCCUGAUUAAAGUACAAAAUUUUACCAUUCUAUGAUCUUGUUUUUAAGAGAGUAGAGCUUGUAGAUUAGAUUCCUGGAGUGAAAUAACCUUAAUUCUACCAUUUUGCCUUGUAUU